UCGAGUUUUCUCGUCAAUGGCGAUUACCAUCACCGAUGGUGUCUGUCCCAUCUUCUCCUCAGGUUCAAGAAGACCUCAUUUUUCCUACUUGAAGUCAAACCAACGGCUGACCUCCAUCGCGCUUGGACGUCUCAGGGAUGGAUCAAAAGUGACAGCGACGGUGAAUCCGUAUUCAGAAACGGAAGCGGCGAGGCCGGAGGAGAGGAAGAGUUUGACGGACUUUUUGGCUGAAGCUGAAAAUUUCUACAUAUCAGAGGGGGGAGAUGGAGGUCCACCUCGGUGGUUCUCUCCAUUAGAAUGCAGCUCACGCGCUCCAGGAUCUCCUCUUCUCCUCUAUAUACCUGGGAUCGAUGGUACUGGAUUAGGGCUCAUUCGCCAGCAUAGGAGACUUGGAGAGAUAUUCGACGUAUGGUGCCUUCACUUUCCAGCCACGGAUCGUACACCUGCUCGAGACAUUGUGAAAAUCAUAGAGAGGACAGUUAGGUCAGAGUACUACCGUUCCCCAAAUAGACCUGUUUAUAUUGUUGGAGAAUCUGUGGGCGCUUGUCUUGCUCUAGAUGUUGCAGCGAGUAACCCUGAUAUUGAUAUUGUCUUGAUUCUUGCUAAUCCAGUCACACGCUUAAACAACUUCAUGUUGCAACCUUUAUCGAGUCUACUGGAAAUAUUGCCCGACCAAGUUCCCAGCUUGAUGGAAGAUAAUUUUGUGUUUAGUGAAGGUUAUCAUCAGUAUGCAGCAAUGUUCGAGAGUAUGCUGAAUGAAACUGUCACGCAGGUGGGUGGAGGACUCUUAGGAGACAUCUUUGCAGCCUCAGCUAAUCUGCCUACUCUGGCUAGGAUCUUUCCCAAGGAAACACUUCUAUGGAAACUUCAACUGCUUAAGUCUGCUUCAGCAUCUGCUAAGUCCCACAUGUACACAGUCAAAGCCCAAACCCUGAUACUUCUGAGUGGACGUGAUCAAUGGCUACUGAACAAAGAAGACAUUGAAAGACUCUGUUGUGCAUUGCCGAAAUGUGAAGUCCGUGAGUUUGAGAAUAAUGGACAGUUCCUCUUCUUGGAGGAUGGGGUAGAUCUGGCGACCAUCCUUAAGAUUGCCUAUUAUUAUCGCCGUGGGAAGAAACUUGAUUACAUUUCUGAUUACACUCUGCCUACUCCCUUUGAGCUCAAAGAGUUUGAACAAUCACAAAGAUUGCUAACAGCUGCUGUUUCUCCAGUAUUCCUCUCAACUCUAGACAACGGUACAGUAGUAAGAUCACUUGCAGGAAUACCUUCGGAGGGACCUGUUCUGUAUGUUGGUAACCACAUGUUGCUUGGUCUCGAACUGCGUCCAGCAGCAAUUCAUUUCUUGAAAGAGAGGAACAUUAUCUUGCGUGGCCUUGCACAUCCAGUGAUGUUUGCCAAAAAGAUAGGCUCAAAGCUCCCUGAUAUGCAGAUGUUCGACUCGGUUCGGAUCAUAGGCGCAGUUCCCGUCUCGAAUACCAAUUUCUACAAGCUGCUUCGUUCAAAGGCUCAUGUAGUCUUGUAUCCUGGAGGUGUCCGCGAAGCCUUGCACAGAAAGGGUGAAGAAUACAAGCUGUUCUGGCCUGAACAUUCAGAGUUUGUCAGGAUCGCAUCUAAGUUUGGAACAAAAAUCAUUCCUUUCGGCGCUGUUGGAGAAGAUGAUCUCUGUCAAAUGGUUUUGGAUUACAAUGAUCAAAUGAAGAUCCCUUUCUUGAAGAACAUCAUAGAAGAGAUAACACAGGACACUAUUAAGCUGAGGAAUGAUGAAGAAGGCGAAGUGAGGAACCAAGAUUUGCAUAUGCCUGGACUAAUUCCAAAGAUACCGGGAAGGUAUUACAUAUACUUUGGGAAACCGAUAGAAACAAAAGGUAGAGAGAAAGAGCUAAAUGAUAAAGAGAAAGCUCAUGAGGUUUACUUGGAGGUCAAGUCUGAAGUAGAAAGGUGUAUGACCUAUUUGAAGACCAAAAGAGACAGUGAUCCUUACAGAAACAUAUUCCCCAGGCUGCUUUAUUACCUCUCACAUGGUCUCUCUUCUCAAAUCCCAACCUUUGAUUUCCCAAAUCAUUAAACUUUAGCUACUAAACCUCCAACAUGAGAUAAGUGUUGUUUCAAACAAAACCUUUUAUUUGAUAUACCUGACAAUGACUAUCAUUAAAUCUUUGAUAACUUACCAAAUAAGGAAAAAAAUGUAAUACAACUUCGGAAUCAGAGUUUCAAAUAUCUUGGAAUUUCUGGGUAAUGAUACUCCAGAGAUAUCUAUGGAGGCAUAGUACAAUAAGAAGUAAUCAUCACCAACACUAUGGAAGCUUCUGUGAUUUUGAAGA
This is a messenger RNA of Brassica oleracea var. oleracea, 2321 nucleotides long. RefSeq names its product acyltransferase-like protein At3g26840, chloroplastic. The transcript has 13 exons. Lineage: Eukaryota; Viridiplantae; Streptophyta; Magnoliopsida; Brassicales; Brassicaceae. Bases 17 to 2065 code for a protein of 682 amino acids. Gene Ontology annotation, cellular component: membrane. The record is from RefSeq and is a predicted model, not a curated record.